AUGCCUCUUUAUAGUGUGUCGAUAUGUCCCCUGAAGCUCAAGGCGAACUUUUGCCAGCCGGGCUAUAUGUAUUCUGUGCAUGUAAACCGAAAGGAUUUGGAUGUAAUGACAGAACCAUUCAUUUGUGGUAAUAAUAGGGAAGUGAACUUCGCAGCGGAAAGCGACAUCAUUAGAGCCCCUACUUUUUCUAUUGCUUUUAAUUCACCAAAAGAUCAGCGCAUCAUUAGCAUCAGCAUCUAUUACUACGGCAACUCCCGCAGCUUUUCCAAGAUAACAAAAUUUGAAAUUCCUCUUGCAGGCAUGUGCAGCGUGCUGGCAGGGGAGGCUAUUUGUGAGAUCAAGGCUAUUUCCUUCCGUAUAAUGAACAAUCCGGCGAAGUUACAUGUGAUUUUUCGUAUGCAUCCUGUAGGGACUCCGGUACCGACUUUGAGGGGAGUCUCCUCUCCGAAAUCUACAUCCAAGUUGAUGUCCGACUCGUAUUCCCCUCAGGAAGGCAUUAAAAAUUCUAAUGAUACCCACAAGACGCGGCUUCCGAUCUCUGCGCUGAAGUCUUUAAUAGAAGCUGAUAUAUUACCGUCUAGCAUGGAAUCAAUCGAAAUGGACGUGGAUUUAGCGAACGAGAUAGCUGCCCGGGUAUCGAUUUUGUUUCCGAGUGAAGCAGACUUGAAGGAACGGAUUGAAACACUGGAGCGUGAGAUUAUACAGCUCGAAUACGACGCACAGUAUGGUAAUAAGGAUAGAGUUACUGUGAACUCUGCGGCUUCGACAGCACUGGUGAAUGAAACAAACUUUUGGAAGGAGAAGGUCGCACAAAUCGAAGCGAAGUCCGAUCACAAGUUUGGUAUAGCCCCGAUAAUGUCAAAGAGUGAUGGAAAGUUAUUCACGUCACAACAAAAAGGCAUGAUCGCUGAGGUGGAAGAUACUAUUGAACAGAAAAAAAUGGAAAUGCUUCAGCUCGAGGCCAUGCAGCGGCAUCGUGAUGUUACUGAUGACGUUAUUGCCUUACUACAGCAAAUCCAGACUCUCGAAAAGACGCUGUUGGAGUUAAAUAAAGACAAGGCUUCUUCUUUAGAACAGAAACCCAAGACGGUUCCGAUUGAUAUCUUCAAGAAUGGUGAUCAAUGGGAUAAACUGGCAGCACGACUCUACGAUGCCGAGGCAACGACAGAAGAGUUACGGCAGAUCAUAUUGUCCCUCAACCGCCUCCAGUACGAGCCUUAUCCUGCAGGGAUAGAGGCAGGGUUCAUGCAUUGUGUUCCUACUGAAUUAGACUUUGUCAAGGAUAAUAAGCGAACCCCAGAAAAUAUCCCGCCGACACUGGGUACAGCCAGUUCUUAUCAAUCCGCCGCGGCCGUUGCGCCUCCUGGCGGAGUCGUUAAAAAGGCCGAUGAUUUUCUGGAUGACCUCUUCGGCCCUCCUGCCCCACAAGCGGAACCCUUGCCACAAACUCAGCCAACUGUCGCACCCUCAAACAGCACUGCCACGCCAACUCCUUACGGGACGGGCUGUUUCCCACCCACUGUGGCGAAGGCGCCCGCAGUUACCCCGGAUGGUGUGUUCGCUUCCGUUAGCGGACCGGUUAAGAACGUGGCGAAGGCAACCCCGGAGGCUGGCCAACCACCUGCAUCACUUUCAGCUAACGAGAUUCCUCCCCCUAUUGCACCCGAUCUGUCUCAGAAAGAGGGGGUGUCGCCCGCGUCACAGGCGGCGCAUGCAACGCUGAUCGCGGUCUUGCCUGAUUCAGGGGGCCAAGGUACCACGUCUGGUGCGUAUUCGGAAACCAAGAGCACUGAUGCCUUAAAUACACCUAACGCUUUCUCAGCCAUUGUAACUGCUGUCCAAAGUCAGACAAAGCUCUCUCCAAUUCCUGUGGUACUUUCUCCAGUGCCAGACCAGUCUCUUCAGUGCCAGGAUCCUUUAAAGCCUUCAAACAACACUGAUGCUACCACGCAGUUGUCCUCACAGGCGCAAGAAGUUGACAAUGUAAAACAAAGUGCAACUUACAUGCCACAGCAACCCCAACUACAACAGGAGCCCCAACCACAGCUAUCUCAGCUGCAACCUCAGCCCCAACCUCAACCCCAAUCUCAGCCCCAACCUCAGCAGCAAACCAAAACCGAACAGGCACCACCCAGUCUGCCGAUUCCUCGUUAUGAGCGUCAUCUACCGUCUCUCCAAGCGAUACCGUACAGCAAUUUUUUCAACAUUCCGCUUAUGGGCCGCGGUUGCCCCCUUGACAUUUACCUCGAUGACAAGACUCCAACCCGAGGCACCGAGAUCAAUCUAAUCAACAAUGCGGAUUACGCUAUCCUUAUUGGGGGAAUCGAGCUCAAGCAGGAGGAUAUGUUUUCAUUAGAUCCAAACAGCACGCGAACAAUACCAACACGGCGUUGGCCCCAACAGCUUCAACUUCAAGGCGGCGGGGGUAAGGGCACAUACAUCAUUGCUCUCUAUCCCUCCUUUCCUCGUGGGAUAUCUUUGAUGUUGUUGGUGACCGUGUACGUGUAUGUGAAAGACCGCUACACACCAUUUUCUGCACGAUUCACUGUGUAA
This is a messenger RNA of Phytomonas sp. Hart1, 2553 nucleotides long. The record is from the annotation of a GenBank genome assembly. Lineage: Eukaryota; Euglenozoa; Kinetoplastea; Trypanosomatida; Trypanosomatidae.